GCUCUUGGCUUCUACCCAGCGCCAGCGGUUAGUGGGCGUUUCAUCGCUACGUGUGACCCUUGAUCGGCGCUAAACGAACCCAGAAGCAUCAUGCUGCUCCUACUAGACGACGAUCACAAGCAGCACCUCCAGUUUAUCACCACCGUCGACGAGCCGGUGGCCAAGGAGUUCUGCAAGAUCGCCAACGAAUUUCUCAUUCGCGGUGUGAACACCAAAGUGUACCACUCCGCCGCGCAGAAGCUCCAAGUCGACCACGAAGUCGUUCAAGGCGCCGUCGAGGGCCUUUCCCACCUCCUCAGCCAGGCCGCCAAGCUAAAACUCACCGAACAGCACUUCCGGGAAUCGCUGUUGCUGCUCAGCUUUCCAGAGUCUGUGUGCGAAGAAUUGGUCAGGUAUCACGCCGAAAACGAGAAGAACGUGCGCAAGCUGCUGUCCGAAAAGUCCAUUCCUCGCUGGAGCUUCUCGCAUCUCCAGUGGAGGCUGGAGGCGGAGAUCGCCACUCGCUGUCUCAAAUCUCACGUCACACCUCUCGUCACAUUCAAGUUUCAUCUCAAGCAAGGCGAUGGCAGCGAAACCAAAGAAGUAGUGCUACAGACGGACCCGCUGAACUUGUUGCACAUCACCGAGUCCCUGGAGGAAGCGCUACAGAGUGCGAAGUCGCUUCACAUGCGAAGAAUAGCGAAGCAUGUUAAGUGAUAACACCGUGCGAUGAACGCUCGUGAUGUCCGGUUACUUACCUGUGUUGUGCCGUGGCGUUCCUCGCGCAUAAAAAACAAUAAUGCAAUUCUUUUAAAACCCCUAUUUUGCUGCGACACUCUGGCGCCGACGGGAAGAUUACUCACCGCUUUGCGCUAUAAGUGCGCCAUAAAGGCAUUCCUUGACC
Rhipicephalus sanguineus (brown dog tick) is the source of this 883-nucleotide messenger RNA. Its product is annotated as COMM domain-containing protein 2. The transcript has a single exon. The coding region runs from base 91 to 696 and encodes 201 amino acids. Lineage: Eukaryota; Metazoa; Arthropoda; Arachnida; Ixodida; Ixodidae. The record is from RefSeq and is a predicted model, not a curated record.